AUGGUUGAAAUCCGCGCAGCCAAAUGCACGGAGGUGACUCCCGAAUGUCCAGUUGAGGGCACAAUCUACGGCUAUGCACCUGAUAUUGUGUUCAGCGUUGAAUUCUGCUAUUUCGGUCGGAUACUGCUGCACAAAAACCCAUAUUCAUCCGCCGGCUUCAAAACGCAGCUUUGCACGUUGACAAUAGCACCCGCUUUCUGGUCUGCAGCUAUAUACCUGACGCUGAAGCAUGGUGUGAACGUGUUUGGUCAACAAUACUCGACAUUGAGAGCGAAGUGGUAUCCCUACAUCUUCGUCACCUGCGAUGUCAUUUCGUUGAUCCUUCAAGGCGCUGGCGGUGGGCUUGCAGCAGCAGCUAAGACACAACAUGAUAAUGAUAUAGGCAGCAAUGUUAUGAUUGCUGGGAUUAUUUGGCAAGUCGUUACCUUAACGGUAUUUGGAUUGAUUUCGGGUCAGUUUCUUCUUCGUAUAAAAAGCACCCCGAAAGAUGAGAUGACGGUUGAGGCACGAAGAGUUUGGAACAGUCGCAGUUUCUGGGUGUUUUUCUGGGGUAUCCUUGUGGCCUUUUUCACAACUUAUAUCCGUUGCGUCUACCGUAUCGCGGAGAUGGCCGGUGGUUGGAAAAACCCCAUAAUGCAAAACGAAAUUGAUUUUAUUAUCCUUGAAUCGGUAAUGUGUGCCAUCUCUGUGAUAUCCCUAUGUAUCACCCCUCCUGGGUACUUCUUCCCACACAUGCGUGGGGACUAUACCGGACCAGUGAAGGAAGUGAAGGACUCUGUUUUGUUAGAGCCAGAGCAAAGACGCAAAUACCAGGAGCUUGUUUGA
This is a messenger RNA of Penicillium griseofulvum, 825 nucleotides long. RefSeq names its product RTA1 domain-containing protein. Bases 1 to 825 code for a protein of 274 amino acids. NCBI's taxonomy places the organism in Eukaryota, Fungi, Ascomycota, Eurotiomycetes, Eurotiales, Aspergillaceae. The record is from RefSeq and is a predicted model, not a curated record. Gene Ontology annotation, cellular component: fungal-type vacuole; plasma membrane. The transcript has 4 exons.